AAAAUAUAAAAUAUAAAUAGAAAUAGAAAAUCCGUUUUAAUACCAAAACGAAUAUGUUUUGCGCCGUCGAGGAGUGCAGGACCCCCCUGACGGGAAGCAGCCAGAGCUCCUUCAGAUUUCCCAUCGAUUCAAAGCUGCGCCUUCAGUGGACCCUCUUCUGCCGCCGAAUUGACGACAUAAAUUACCCAAUUACGACGCAUUUGCCUGGAGCACUUUGAAAUGGAGGAUUUUGAAAGGGAUUUGCGGCUGGAUCGGGGGGUCUGUGGAUAUCUGACACCCCUCAAACUAAAGCCAGAAGCUGUGCCCAGCCUGCAAUCGCAUCAAGAUAUGGAUUUAGAAAUAGUUGAGGAGCAUUUGCUGCCACCAGAGACAAACGAGGAAACUCUAAUGGUGCAAUACGAUAAAGAGCCUGCCAGGAACCAGCCAGAGGAGUCGGAGAGUGAUUACGAAUUUGAGGAACUGCCUGCGGAGGAGUGUCUGCAAGUACAGGUGGUGGACGCCGAUGGCUACCUUAAGGUCUUGGAGAAGGAAAACUCCGAACUGAAACGGGACAACUUAAUAAUGAAUCUGUCCAUCCAGACCAGCGAAAGGGACACGGAGAGACUGCAACGGCAGCUGGACAAAUCGAAUGACCUCUAUGGACAACUCGUUACAAAUUUGGAGAGGAUAUUCUCCCCGGCCCAAAUCGAAAAGAUUCAGAAUGACAGGCGUAUCGUGUGGCCCAGGGCGGACCUAAUAGAAGCGCAUAAUCUGUAUGCGGCCAGCAGAAGUGUCUGCAACAUCCUGCUGAGAAGGAACUAUCCACUACCCUCUGUGCGGACAAUGCAGUACUGGGAAGCCCGUGAGCGGAACCGAACCGCGAGCGCAGCGAAUCAGACUGCCCAGCGGAGCGCAACAGAGCAGGCCAUGUCCCAUCUGCUCGAGGUCAUUGAUGCGACGAACCUGGUUCACAAUUACACCUAGCGUACACCCACCAUAUCCAUCUAUCCUGAUGUCGUAGAUAACAUCAACUUGGAUCACAAUUAUACAAAGGCCGAGUUCCCAUAAACAAGAUGCCACAUAGUAAGGUGUCGAUCGAGUUUAAUCGAAGCUGCAAACACAUUCAAUUAUUUAGAUACAUCAAUGUGAGGUAUUUUUAUAAAUCAUCAGUUUAUGAAGAUUUGUGUUUUGUUAUGUUUUAAGAGGUUUUAACUCUCUAAAAUGUCUCUGCUCCAUUUCCCGUCGGACUUUUUCGAUUAAAUGUACAUGUAUACAUAUGUAUAAUAGAUUUAAUCAGUAUAAGUUUAAUCAAAGCAUUAUUAUUCGAUGCCAUACGCAAUAUAAUGCCACUGUUCGAUCAACUUUGUUAUGUUCUCACGGGCCAUCCAUUAAGUUGUUGUUACGUUGUACAGGAAACAAUAUUAAAUAGGACUAAGGGAUAUCUGAAUAAAACAGUAAUAUAUAUAUAUAAUAUAAUAA
Drosophila persimilis is the source of this 1458-nucleotide messenger RNA. RefSeq lists its product as uncharacterized. The coding region runs from base 220 to 963 and encodes 247 amino acids. The transcript has 2 exons. The record is from RefSeq and is a predicted model, not a curated record. Lineage: Eukaryota; Metazoa; Arthropoda; Insecta; Diptera; Drosophilidae.